AUGGCAGUGUCAGGAAGGAAGGUCUCUGAUGUUCAUUGGUCAAUAUCUAAAGGUUCAACAGAGGAUUUUGACCACAGAUGUGAACCAUGCUUAGCUAUUGAACAGGAUGUAGAAGCACAUGGAUUUUGUAUGGACUGUCAGGAAAACCUGUGCAAAAACUGCUUUGCUUGUCAUCAACGCACAAAGGCCUCAAAACAUCAUCAACUUCUUGACAAAAGGAACAUAGGCAAACAAACUAUUCAUAGUAAAGACUCAACAGUGUGCACUGAAAAGUGUCAAAUUCACAAAAAUGAGAUCAUCAAGUUUUUCUGCACAAACCAUGAAUUUCUUGGCUGUACUGAUUGUAUUACUCUGGAUCACAGGACAUGUAAAAUAGAUUACAUACCUGAUAAAUGUCCAGGUAUUGAGGACAGUGAUGAGUACUGGGAAACAAUGAGAGAACUGGAUCAGAAGAUGAAAGAUAUUGAUGUCGUGAUCAAGAAUGCAACACUACAAGACAAGGAGUUGGAUUCCUCUUAUGAUAAUGUUAUAAAAGAAAUUAUUAAGUUUCGCAAAGAGAUAAAUGAUCGCUUAGAUCAACUGCAAAAACAAAUUCAGACAGAUGCUGAGAAAAAGACAAUCAAGGACAAGCAAACAGUCACGAAUGUGCUUUAUACAUGUACUGCUAUUUCUUCUGAUAUCAAGAAAUUAAAGUCAAGCCUACAAGACAACAAAGACUCACAGCAGAAUGGACAACUUUACAUCGCGAUCAAACAAGCAAAAUCCAAAAUAAAGUUGGAUGAUCUGAAGAAUGCUCAAGAAUCUUUGGAUCAGACAAGCCUUCAACAUAUAUUUGAAAGAAACACAGAAUUAGAGAACCUCUUUACUAAACAAUAUGUAUGUGGGAAGCUGAGCCGAUCCUCUUCUCUUUUGACUAACAUGGGAGAUAUAAAUGUACAGACAACAUCAGAUAAUAACAAACUUUGGAUCACGGGAUGUGCUGUAUUGUCCUAUAAAAAAGUUAUGCUAGUAGAUAGCAAUAACUAUACCCUGAAAGUUGUGGACACACAAAGUAAAGUGGUAAUAGAAGAGAAGAACCUUGAAUCAAGACCAUGGGACAUUUGUAUACUGCCUCUGGACCUUAUUGCAGUGACAAUGCCAGAUCAGAAAAAGAUAUUGGUAAUGGCAACAAAUGGUGAUAUUUCAAUCAUUCGCAAAAUUCCAGUUAAAGGAAAAUGUAGAGGUGUGACUUAUCAUCAAGGCCACCUCUAUGUGGUUUGUUUAAGUCCUAAUUGCGUGUUUACUGUCGAUACACAAGGAAAUGUCAUAAACACAAUAUCCCUAAAGGACGAGAUAUUUGCCAGCCCAAACUACAUAUUGCUUAGCCAAGAUGCCAGGCACAUGUACCUCAGUAACUGGGGUAGCAACAGUGUAUCCUGUGUCACAUUACAGGGCGAUAUCUCGGCUGUAUAUAAGCAUAAGGAUCUUAGAGAACCAGUGGGAAUGGUGAUGUUAGAUGAUGGAUCAUUGUUGGUGUGCUACUACAGCUGCAAUGGCACCAUACAUCAUAUCUCAGGAGACUUGAAGCGAGGUCAGACAAUAUUAGAUGGAUUACAGUACCCACAGUCUAUAUGCUACAAUAGCAAGAAACAAAAGGUCUACAUUGGUGGACUUUGUGAUCAGCUAAAGAUAAAGAAGUUUGGAAUGAAAAACAAAUGA
This is a messenger RNA of Mercenaria mercenaria, 1698 nucleotides long. RefSeq lists its product as uncharacterized. The transcript has a single exon. NCBI's taxonomy places the organism in Eukaryota, Metazoa, Mollusca, Bivalvia, Venerida, Veneridae. The coding region runs from base 1 to 1698 and encodes 565 amino acids. The record is from RefSeq and is a predicted model, not a curated record.